AUGAUUUAUGGGUGGCAAAAACAGUUAUACUCGACACUGGCCACUCCUCAAUUCAUCCUUCCGACCCAAGCUCUUCCCGACUUUGAUCUACAAUCCAUCAGCAUCCUCGUCGUUAGUGCCGACGCAGUUCGAUGCAACGGCGUGACCCGGGCCGGGCACGAUCCACCGGACGCCGAACCUGAAGAAACUAGAGCGACGGGCAGCGGCGCGAGCGGGGCGACAGGAAACCGCGCAGAUGCGUCAGAAUCAGAACCUUUUUUAACGGCGCCCAGCUCGCCGGGGCGCCGCCAGCCAAAGGCGCCAUGCUCUGGCGGUUUGACAGGCGCCCCUAGGCGCGCACCUCUUGAAAAGGUGGCGCCGUCAACCCUACCCGGCUUGCUUAGCGAGUCCCAGCUGGCCCUCCAAGCUCGCUCCUCCCGUGCUCUCUUCAAUCGCAGACAAGUCACCAUGUCCAAGACUUCCGCCCACCUCCCCAAACCUCGUCCUAUCCUCAACUCUUCUUCCGUCGGCCCCCUCCAUCGUCCCGCCCAACCGCGCUCACUCUCUCACUCCCAUCUCGCGGGCUCUAAACGCAAGCAAUCUUCCCCAAAACACAAAUCCACCGCCCUGUCCAUCAAUCAGUUAUCCACCCCUCGCAAAUCCGCUAAAUCCUCUUCCACUGGCCUCGCAUCAAGAUCCGUAACCGUCUUGGUCCCUGAUACCCCUCAAAAUAACCAUCGUCUUCGUCGGUGA
Molecule: messenger RNA, 732 nt
Organism: Puccinia graminis f. sp. tritici CRL 75-36-700-3
Lineage: Eukaryota; Fungi; Basidiomycota; Pucciniomycetes; Pucciniales; Pucciniaceae
Exons: 4
Coding region: 1-732 (243 amino acids)
Source: RefSeq, a predicted model, not a curated record